This is a messenger RNA of Pantherophis guttatus, 4041 nucleotides long. It is a transcript of the gene PLEK2, whose product is annotated as pleckstrin 2. Gene Ontology annotation, biological process: actin cytoskeleton organization; intracellular signal transduction. The record is from RefSeq and is a predicted model, not a curated record. Lineage: Eukaryota; Metazoa; Chordata; Lepidosauria; Squamata; Colubridae. Gene Ontology annotation, cellular component: plasma membrane.
GUCACUCUGGAGUGGGGGUGAAGAAAAUCAGCCUGCCUCUUAAAACCUUACUUUCAGAAGAACCGGUUUGCAGCUGUCUGCGAGAUUCUCAACAGGCACACAUUCUUCUCUUGCCCACCAUGGAGGAAGGGAGGGGGAUCCUGAAAGAGGGCUUUCUAGUUAAAAAGGGUCACGUUGUCCCCAAUUGGAAAGCAAGAUGGUUUGUUCUUCUCCAGGACAAGCUGCUCUAUUAUAAAGUGGUGGGAGGAAAGCAAGAGUCUUCUCCCAAGGGAAGGAUUUUUCUGGACGGCUGUACGAUUACUUGCCCAUGUUUGGAAUAUGAGAACAGGCAGUUAGUUAUUAAACUAAGGACAAAAACCAACACAGACUAUUUCCUUGACUGUUGCUCUCGAGAAGAGCGUGACAUUUGGGCUUUGGACAUCACGGGCGCUAUUCAUGCUGGCAACCCAGUGCAAGUUCAGCAACUUCAUCUCAUGAGAAACUCCUUCAAACUUCCUGCAAAUAUCAGUUUGAAUCAUAUUGUGGACAAAAUGUAUGACAGCAGCAGUGGAAUCAAGAUAACACCCAAUACCAGACAAGGCAGCUUGUAUAAAGAAAGCUUUACAGGCUCCAUACUGGUGGAUUGGUUGAUUUCCAGUAGUUUUGCAGCUUCCCGGCUUGAAGCAGUCACGCUGGCCUCUGUGCUGGUGGAUGAAACUUUCAUUAAACCUGUGGGAGCCCGCAGCACUGAAGCCAUGAGGAAUGGAGAUUUGACUGAGCAAUUUUUAGAUGACUCUACUGCCUUGUAUGCAUUUGCUGAAAGCUAUAAGAAAAAAAUUAAUGCUAAAGAACAGCUCAAUAUUAACAUACUUGAACUGAGUGGCACAAUUUUAAAGCAAGGCUUUUUGAUAAAACAGGGGCACAAGAGGAAGAACUGGAAAGUCAGGCGCUUUGUCCUGAGGUCUGAGCCUGCUUUCUUACAUUAUUAUGACCCCACAAAGGAAGAUAACAAACCUGUUGGGGGAUUUUCUCUCCGUGGUUGUCUUGUUUCAGCACUGGAAGACAAUGGAGUCCCUACAGGAGUGAAAGGAAAUGUGCAGGGCAACCUCUUCAAAAUUAUCACAAAAAAUGACAUUCACUACUACAUACAGGCUAGUUCCAAGGCAGAAAGAGCUAAUUGGAUUGAGGCAAUCAAGCCACUAACAUAGGAGAUGUACCAAAGUUGCAUUUAUGGGACAAUUUAAUACAGGGACAUAAAAAGGAGCUGGUUUUUAAGAUUGCUGGUUGAGUUGUUUUAGCCUGGCAUGAAGUUAGCACCUGACAGAUCUACUAUAUUUAGGCUUUUUCUCUGAAGCAAGGAAGCAUAUUAUGACACAUCCACUUCAUCAGAAGUUCCAUAAAUUCUGACAAUAUGAUGACAUGUUGAUUGCCUGGCACUAGUCUGCAGUUUGGAAUAUGCUAUCCGGAAUCCCACUUCUGAAAUAGAACUAAAUUGGCUGCUGAGGAGAAACUAACAAAUCCAACAUCCUGAAACCAAAUCUGUACCUUUCAAAAUGAUUUCAUGCAAAUUCCUUAAUGAUCUACUGUAUGUCUUUAUAUGUCUCUACACUUGCAGGGUCUCUUCCCUCCUAUUUAACUUGUGGGAAGCUUCAAGGAUGGCAGCAUUAUUCGGGAAGGUGGAAAGAAUGUUGCUAUGAUACAAGAAAGCUUAGAAUUUACAUUUUGAAGACAGGAGCAAAUUCAUCACAUUAAUAUUGCCAUGGUUUUCUAACUCAUAGUGCUCUAGAUUUCCUGAGAGAACAGAGUUUGCUGCUUGCCUCCUGUUCAUAUCCAGGCCCAGCAUGACUUUAAAUCAAUUAUAUUGUCAGUCUGACCUGCCCUACAAGAUUCCUGUAAUGAUAAAAAGAGAGAUGGAACUGAACAGCUGUUAAGGUGCUAUAUUGAGUUCCUCGGAAAAGGGACAUUUCUUUUUUUUUUUUAAGACAAAAGAUUUUUAUUUUUUAUAUUCAAACAACCAAACACUACACAAUCAAUUAUCAUACAUCAUUUUAUCCCCACCCAACCCCCCCUCCCCAAUUCCCCCCCAACUUCCCAGAGCAAAAACAGGAUAUAGCAUUUAACAAACAUAAGCUAAAAUAUGCUAACUAUUACAGAAUUCAACUCUCUCACACUUGUUAACUCCCCUUUUAAAAAUUACACUUCAGCCUUCCUUUCAUAAAUUCUCUUAUCAUAUUUCACAUUUGUAAAAAAAAAACCACCAUAAUCUUAUUUUAAACAUUUUAAAAUCGCUUAGUACAUUAGCAGAACAUUCUCCAAAAUAUAAGUUUCAAAACUUUCAAAAAGUUAUCCAUUAAAUUUUAAGUUAUCCACCUUUAAACUUCAAUACUUUAAUACUACCAUAAAAUUCAGAAGUUAUCCAACUUUAAUUAAAUCUUUUAACAUCAUGAGACAAUCUCCAAAAUAUAACCAGUCUUUCUUUCUUUCUAUAUUUUUUCCAGUCCUUCAAUAAUACUUUCUUCUUCAGCAUUGCUCUUCCCCCUGCUUUUAUUUUCAAAAAAUUUUGGGUUUGAAAUUGUAGUUUGUGUGUCUUUGGCAUUCGUUCUCUUCUUGGGGUUGUUUCCUUUAAUUUGAAGACCCCAUUUCGACUCUUCCUGCAUUUGUAGACCAUUAGUUCGUUCCUUAUAUAUUGAUUCUGUCUAUAGAGCCAAAACUUGUCAAAAUAUCUAUCAACCUGCAGUAAAGAGUCUUCUUGCUGUUUCUCAAUUAAUUGAAUGGAAGCCUCUUCCAGAACCUCUGUUUUUGGUAUAAUAAUCUCCAUUUUAGCCCCAAUAAUGUCUCUUUUAUCCUCCAAAGGCACAUUAUCCUGAUUAAUUUCUUCCUCUUUUCCAGCCAGCAAGUCAUUAUUAUUCCCCAAUUUAAAAUCUUGAAUAGUUCUUUUAAUUAUCUCAACAGUAAAAGAUUUUAAAAAAUCUUUUAAGUCCUUCGCAGUCACCACUUGUAAAUUUGCUGACUCAUAUAAUCCAUCUUUAAUUUCAUCCAUUUUUCAAUUGUCUCUUUAUGUUUGUAUUAAUUCAGCUAUCAGGUCAUUAAAUCCAAUUAUUUUCCACGCAAAUUAAGGAUGUAAGUUAGUUAAAAUCAAUACCACAGUCUUUUCCAUUCCACUUCCACUUUAAAUCUUUUUCUUGAAUAACCCGAUAGCUUUAACAAUGUUACUGAUGUUAACAAGGACUUUCACUUCACUUAUAAGUUUCGUUUUCACGCCCUAAGGCGCCAUCUUUCUCUUUUUAAACGGAGUUAACAUACAAUACUUGCAUUUUUAGUCUCCUGUAUUAACUCUGCCAGCAUCCAAAAUCCAUAGUCCAAAUUCUUUAUAAUCUUUCUAGUUGCUUUGCUGGUGUGGUCGCGACGCUUUGGUCUGCUUAUUUUUAAGCAGACUCGUCCCGGCUCCGGAGCUCUUAAAGGGCUUUCAGGGAGCUCUCACCCUGCAAACCCCAGGCUUAAAAAAAAAAAGCCUGGGGGUCUAGGGGAGCUCUAACCAGACCCUUCUGCUCUUCUCUCCCCCUUUUCCUUGGGGGAGAGUUUUUAAGCCGCUAGACAGCUGAUUUUUGCUGUUCUAGCAGCUAUACGGAGUCACGGGGCUGGAGCUCCUAAAAGGAGCUCCGUCGGCGUUUCGUGAAGCCACUGGAAGUCGGAAAAGGGACAUUUCUAUGAAAUACACUGGGAUGGCAAUAUGAGAAGUUUCAUGUGUUGAGCGGUCCACUCGCUGCUGCUCUCAGGGUGGGAAUGGAAGAGGAAAAAUGUAUUAAGAUGUCAUUCAUAUUUAUAAUCUGAGCAUAAACUCAGAUUUUACUUAGAAUUGGUUUUAGACUACUUAGAACUGGUGUCAGGAAGAUCACUUAUAUUUUUACCAUUAACACUGUGAUGACUCCAGAUGCUGCCAUGUUUCCCCCCCCCAUUCCAAGUCUAUUCAUUGUAUAUGAUCCUGCAUGAGUGUAAACACUGAGUAGUGAUUUAGAUGUUCAUAUUUUUAUUUAAAAAAUAAACCAUUUUUUUACUCUCGUA